CGCCGCGGCCCCGGCUCCUCUCGCCGCCGCUCCCGGACCUGCCGCCCGGACCGGCCCCGCUACCUGCCCGGCCGCGAGAGGAGCCACUUCCCCCACCCCAGGAGGAUGGAGAUCCUGCAGCUCCUGCGCCUGCUCCUCACCACCGCCAUGCUGGGCCUCUCCCAGACAGUGAACCCCUUUGUGGCCCAGCAGACCCCCCCAGACCCCUGCUACGAUGAGAGCGGUGCUCCUCGCCGCUGCAUCCCUGAAUUUGUCAAUGCUGCCUUCGGGAAGGAGGUCCAAGCCUCCAGCACGUGCGGGAAGCCCCCAACACGGCACUGCAACGCCUCAGACCCCCGCCGAGCCCACCCACCCGCCUACCUGACUGACCUCAACACUGCCUCCAACAUGACGUGUUGGCGCUCGGAGACCCUCCACCACUCGCCCCAGAAUGUCACCCUCACCCUCUCCCUCGGCAAAAAGUUUGAGGUGGUCUAUGUUAGCCUCCAGUUCUGCUCGCCCCGGCCCGAGUCCACUGCCAUCCUCAAGUCCAUGGACUACGGCAAGACCUGGGUGCCGUACCAGUACUACUCCUCCCAGUGCCGCAAGAUCUACGGCAAGCCCAGCAAAGCCACUGUCACCAAGCAGAACGAGCAGGAGGCCCUGUGCACCGACGGCCUCACCGACCUGUACCCGCUCACCGGCGGGCUCAUUGCCUUCAGCACCCUCGACGGGCGACCCUCCGCCCAGGACUUCGACAGCAGCCCCGUGCUCCAGGACUGGGUGACGGCCACCGACAUCCGCGUGGUCUUCAGCCGCCCGCACCUCUUCCGCGACCUGGGCAGCCGGGACACUGGGGAGGAGGAGGGCGGGGGCGCCAGCUCGACCCCUUACUACUACGCAGUGGGGGAGCUGCAGGUGGGCGGGCGCUGCAAGUGCAACGGGCACGCGGCACGCUGCGUGAAGGACAAGGAGCAGAAGCUGGUGUGCGACUGCAAGCACAACACGGAGGGCCCCGAGUGCGACCGCUGCAAGCCCUUCCACUAUGACCGGCCCUGGCAGCGCGCCAGCGCCCGCGAGGCCAACGAGUGUCUGGCCUGCAACUGCAACCUGCACGCCCGGCGCUGCCGCUUCAACAUGGAGCUGUACAAGUUGUCGGGGCGCAAAAGCGGCGGCGUCUGCCUCAACUGCAGGCACAACACGGCGGGGAGGCACUGCCACUACUGCAAGGAGGGCUUCUACCGUGACCUCAGCAAGUCCAUCACAGACCGCAAGGCCUGCAAAGCUUGUGACUGCCACCCUGUUGGUGCAGCCGGCAAGACCUGCAACCAGACCACGGGGCAGUGCCCGUGCAAGGACGGCGUGACCGGCCUCACCUGCAACCGCUGUGCCAAGGGCUACCAGCAGAGCCGCUCGCCCGUGGCCCCCUGCAUCAAGAUCCCUGCCAUCAACCCCACCUCCCUAGUCACCAGCACAGAGGCACCUGCAGACUGUGACUCCUACUGCAAACCAGCCAAGGGCAACUACAAGAUUAACAUGAAGAAGUACUGCAAGAAGGACUAUGUGGUCCAGGUGAACAUCUUAGAAAUGGAGACGGUGGCCAACUGGGCCAAGUUCACCAUCAACAUCCUCUCUGUCUACAAGUGCCGCGACGAGCGGGUCAAGCGUGGUGACAACUUCUUGUGGAUUCACCUGAAAGACCUGUCCUGCAAGUGCCCCAAGAUCCAGAUUAGCAAGAAGUACUUGGUCAUGGGGAUCAGUGAAAACUCCACUGACCGGCCCGGACUGAUGGCUGACAAGAACAGCCUGGUCAUCCAGUGGCGGGACGCCUGGACACGCCGCCUUCGGAAACUCCAACGGCGGGAGAAGAAGGGGAAGUGUGUGAAGCCCUGAGGUGUUUCCACCCAUCCUGUCCCCACCCCAUGCUCAGCCCCAGCCCGGCUGGGCACUGUCAGACUGCACCCACAGACUCUGUACAUAUAUAUAGUGUGAACAGACUCUCUGUCUAUAGUGUA
This is a messenger RNA of Corapipo altera (White-ruffed manakin), 1994 nucleotides long. RefSeq names its product netrin 3 (gene NTN3). Lineage: Eukaryota; Metazoa; Chordata; Aves; Passeriformes; Pipridae. The record is from RefSeq and is a predicted model, not a curated record. The transcript is spliced from 7 exons. The coding region runs from base 106 to 1872 and encodes 588 amino acids. Gene Ontology annotation, molecular function: protein binding.